GCGGGUCGGGAUCGGUGAUUGGCAGCGUAGCCAAGGAGACGACACAAAGAGCUGGCGAGGCCCAAUCAUUUGGCACUCAAUUUGCCAUCGCCGGGACCGGUAAGUUGGCGAGCGUCUGGUGGGCUGGGUGCACUCGGUUUGCUCGUCGGAAAAGUGGCGGGUAGCAAAAAAAAGUGACACAUCUCACCGUGUCCUGCAACCCCUCCUCCUUCCCCCGAUCCCGCGACUGGCGUCUUUAACAGCUAAGAUAGUCGCCUGUAGUGCAACCGGACACAGAGAGGGACAGGCACGCCAGGCAAGUUACACCACCGCAGGACGAGCGCCGCGAGAAGAGGAAGACAGAAAGAGAGAGGCUAUCAGUGCACGGCUGGACUCUAGCGGGAUAGAUGGAUGGAUCUCAGCCGCACUAGCAAGCUGGGGCCCGUGGCCCUGUCUACCCUCGUCGGUUCGCAGCCACAGCAUCCACCGCCACCGCCUCCUCCACCCGUGCUGGCCCAACCGCACGCGCAUCUACCCGCCAUCACCGCUGCCGCUGCCGCCGCCGCCAUGUACCCGGGUCUACCCGGCUUGAUGUUUGGACUGUGUGGGUUCGAGUCUCCGGCGGCUGCGGCGGCUUUGCCCAUGCUGCCACUGCCGACUCUGCACUUCACGCCCUCGCAGGUGGCCAAGGUGUGCGAGACCCUGGAGGAAAGUGGCGAUAUUGAGCGACUGGGGCGGUUUCUCUGGUCCAUACCCGUCAACCCGUCGGCAUGCGAAGCCCUCAACAAGCACGAGUCCGUGUUGCGAGCGAGAGCUCUGGUGUCCUUCCACACCGGAAAUUUCAGAGACUUGUACCACAUCCUGGAGAACCACAAGUUCACCAAGGAGUCGCAUGCCAAGCUGCAGGCCAUGUGGCUGGAGGCACACUACCAGGAGGCGGAGAAGCUGCGAGGCCGACCGCUCGGACCCGUGGACAAAUAUCGGGUGAGGAAGAAGUACCCGCUACCCAGGACCAUCUGGGACGGCGAGCAGAAGACUCACUGCUUCAAGGAGCGGACCAGGAACCUGCUCCGGGAGUGGUACCUGCAGGACCCGUACCCCAAUCCCACCAAGAAGCGCGAACUGGCCCAGGCCACGGGGCUGACACCUACCCAGGUGGGCAACUGGUUCAAGAACAGGCGACAGCGCGACAGGGCGGCCGCGGCCAAGAACAGACUGCAGCAACAAGGCCACCUGUCCAAGCUCUCCGGUGGAGAAGGCAGCCGGGCCGACACCCUCUCCCCCUCCUCCACGGCCACGGACCGGCGCAUCGAGCCCGACAUUGACCUGGAGGACGACGACAGCUUCAGCGACCUCGACUCGCUGACGUCCUCGCCGCCACCUCACGACAGUCACCAUGACGACGACCGCGUCCAGUUGAGUCCCACUCCAAGCAACUCUUCCCACCACGGGCCUCGGCCCACAUCGUGAGUGGGCCAGGGUUACCAAUGCCGGCUCAGGUGACGUCGUGGUGACGUCACGAACUGGGGGUUGUUGAACAAGGAAUAGCGCCUUACGCGCGCUUGUGCCACAGCGUCAGUCGGCACGACACUUCUUUUCUCGCGGACGCCAGCGUUCUGACGCGCAGUGACGUGCAGAAGGACAGGUGCGACAAGAAUGCAGGGAUCCAUCGAACGUCCGAGUCAUGCAAACGAGGCUCGACAGCUGUCGCUGCUUUCUUGGCGACCAUAGACAGCUCCGAAAGCUUCUUUGGCUAAAUAUGGCUAAAGAUGGCUAAAGAUGGCUAAAUAUGACAAUAUGUCGCCAGAAGGAGUGAUAUAGAAGACAUCUUUUUUCGUUUGCAAGACGUCUUUAUAACAAUCUGAUCUUGCACGGCAAGCUCGGUAAAGAAUGUGACAGAAUAAUAUAAUAAUAAGAAAAAUAUGGUUAAAGCGCACUUUAAGAAGCAUGCUUAACAUUUUAUUGGUUUCGAAACCUGCACGAAAGUGUUUUGAACAGAAGUACGACUGAGCACUCGUUGGACACGCCAGUCUAUAGAAUUGUGACACAUGGUUUUGUUUGUUUGUUUUUUUUUUUUUUUUUUAACUACCACCCAUCCCCUACCCUCAAUUUUUUUUCCCUGGAUCACUUCCUAAGCCAGUCUUUUCUUGUCCGAACCAGUCACUAAUGUCGAUAAGCAUGACUGAUUUGUGUAUAUUAUUGUUCCGUGAGUAUAUGCCAAACUUGUAAAUCGAAAAGCUGUGUUUAAUGAGACUUGAUUUCUGCGUGGUGAAAAUUUAUGUUACAUUUUUGAAAUAUUUUUCCAACCACCCCUCACUCUUUUCUGACCCUUUCCUCACUCAGACCCUGUCUCUCCACAAAACAAAUCACAUCAGAAAGAUCUCGAACUAUCACUAGAGAAUUGUGUCUGUGCUUGUAACACUGAGGAUGUAGUAACAUCGUCAAUGUGCAUAUUUCUGCACUCUUUAUGUGUUUGUGUCAAGAAUGAGCUCGAAAUGGCAAGAUUAUCUAUUUGUUAUGUCUUUCAUUACUUUAUUUGUACGUCCCUGUCUGCUUCUCUCUUUCUCUCUCUCUCCCUCUUUCUCUCUAGUUAUGCGUGGUUGAAGAAAUGUAUGAUUAUGCGAACAUGCAAUCAUGUGUAUAUCCAUCAAUGUUGUAUGUGUGUAUGUAUGUGUGGACUGCGUGCGUCGUGAGUGUACGUGCAUGUGUGAGAGAAUGUUUGCGAGUUUAAUUGUGUAUACGUGUGUGAGUUCUGUUUAGAGUUAUUUACUAUCCAGUUGGACUCUUGCCUUUAAUCCGCGGACACGUGCGGACCUACAAUGUAAGAUCAACUAGCCCAGUCCCUGACGUGGUCGUGCUUUGUGUGUUUAGUAAAGGACGACAAUGAGAAAUAAA
Molecule: messenger RNA, 2874 nt
Organism: Pomacea canaliculata
Lineage: Eukaryota; Metazoa; Mollusca; Gastropoda; Architaenioglossa; Ampullariidae
Product: homeobox protein SIX6-like
Exons: 2
Coding region: 391-1449 (352 amino acids)
Biological process (GO): regulation of transcription by RNA polymerase II
Cellular component (GO): transcription regulator complex; nucleus
Molecular function (GO): DNA-binding transcription factor activity, RNA polymerase II-specific; RNA polymerase II cis-regulatory region sequence-specific DNA binding
Source: RefSeq, a predicted model, not a curated record